AUGACAAGCCCUUUCAACGACAAGGAAGUGUCGCAAAUGGGGGCACAAGCGACGCCGCCUGAGGUGGGGGAAAAUCAGGCUGGCAGCCACUACGAUGAAAAACAGGCGGAAUCUAACCCACUUGCUAAGUAUGUUGGCCCAGAAGGAUACGCCAAAUUUUUGGGGCUUUCUGGGCUUCCUCUCAGUGUUGCCAUUGGUGUCACGGCGGGUGUCGGCUUUGUUUUGUUUGGCUAUGACCAGGGUGUUAUGGGCAGUUUGUUGACGUUGCGGCCUUUCUUGGAGACGUUUCCCAAGAUGAAUACGCAAACACAUUCGACCUUGUCGGGUGCAACUGUCGGUAUUUACGAAAUUGGGUGUUUUCUUGGCGCCCUUACUGCGCUUUUCUGGGGAAAUGUUGUGGGUCGUCGCUGGAUGAUUUGGAUCGGUAGUGUUUUUAUGGUCAUUGGCGCCAUUGUACAGACUACUGCCCACGGCGGCAAUGCCCACGCAUUUCUUUGGGCUGGGCGUGUCCUUAGUGGUAUUGGAAAUGGACAGCACACUUCAACGAUACCUGUAUGGCAAUCGGAAGUCUCGCCUCCACAUCGUCGUGGCAUGCUGAUUAUGAUUGAAGGCUCACUUAUUACGUUUGGUAUUAUGAUCUCAUACUGGGUCGACUUUGCCUUGUUCUGGGCUCAGCACGGACAUCUGGCUGAUUCUUCUACGCGGUCGGUAUCGUGGCGAUUUCCCAUUGCAUUCCAGAUCCUUUUGGUGCUGCCGACCUUUAUCACAAUUUUCUUGCCGGAAAGUCCGCGUUGGCUCAUGCUGCGCGGAAGGGAGGAGGAAGCCCGUGUGGUCCUGUCCGCUUUGGAUCGAUUGCCGCCCCAUGACCCCGUUGUGAAUGCACAUGUGAAUGAAAUUGCUGAUGGUCUCAAUAUUGCUGGCAGUGUUCGUUUGCGCGACCUCUUCAAACAAGGCAAAGGCCAUUAUUUCCAUCGCACUGCGCUUGCGUUUGUGAUUCAAAUGUUUCAGCAAAUCAGUGGUAUCAAUCUUAUCACCUACUAUGCCGGGACUAUUUUUGAACAGAGUAUCGGCUUGUCUGAUAUCAAGUCUCGUAUUCUCGCUGCAUGUAAUGGUACGGAAUACUUUCUUGCGUCGCUGCUCGCCAUUUUCAUGAUUGAAAGGGUUGGGCGAAGGCCACUGAUGAUUUGGACCGCUUUGGGUAUGUCCUUUACGAUGGCGAUUCUUUGUGGUACAUUAAGCCCUGAGGCACUCCAAGUACCUCCCGAAUACAAGAACCGAGAAGACUAUUCUGCUUAUCAAAACAAUACUUCUCCGGCCAUUGCCGCGACUGUCUUUUUGUUCGUCUUUAACUCGCUUUUUGCCAUUGGAUGGCUGGGGAUGACUUGGUUGUAUCCUGCUGAAUGCACUCCGCUUUCUAUCCGAGCGCAAGCAAACGGCAUCUCCACCGCUUCCAAUUGGCUGUUCAACUUUAUGGUUGUCAUGAUUACACCGAUUGCGUUCGCCAAUAUCCGCAAUUAUACCUAUCUAAUUUUUGCAGCGAUCAACUUUUUGAUGGUACCGGCAUCCUGGUGGAUUUUCCCGGAGACCGCAGGAAGAAGUCUGGAGGAAAUGGACACCAUUUUUGCGGAUUCAAGUGUGUGGAACCCGCACGACGCGGUGAGAAUAGCAAAUGAAAUGCCACGUCGCUACGAUCGCCAUGGCCGUAUUAUGUCGGAGUUUAUCACUGACGACGACGACAUGGCCCCCGUUGACGAUGGUUAUCCCUAA
Molecule: messenger RNA, 1767 nt
Organism: Malassezia vespertilionis
Lineage: Eukaryota; Fungi; Basidiomycota; Malasseziomycetes; Malasseziales; Malasseziaceae
Exons: 1
Coding region: 1-1767 (588 amino acids)
Biological process (GO): transmembrane transport; carbohydrate transport
Cellular component (GO): membrane
Molecular function (GO): carbohydrate:proton symporter activity
Source: RefSeq, a predicted model, not a curated record